GUUUGUCCAGCGUAGUCCGGUAACGUUGCUGAGCAGCACUAUUAUCGUCCACAUUAUCCAAUGUGCCAUCGCUGCCACCACCCUGGACCAUCGAGAUGCCAACUGCAGCGUCAUGAAGUUCGUCAGAGACCUCAUUCACACCGGGGUCACCAAUGACCAUGAGGAUGACUUUGAGAUUCGAAAGCGUCUGAUUGGCCAGGUGAUGGAGCAGCGUGGGCAGCAGCUAGUGACUCAGCUGAUCAACACCUGCUGUUUCUGCCUGCCGCCUUACACUCUGCCUGAUGUGGCGGAGGUACUCUGGGAGAUCAUGGUCUUUGAUCGGCCGGUAUGUUUGUACUCUUUUUGAACACUUUUUGAAUGUCCCUCAAAUACAGAUUUACUUUUAUGCAUUGCAACCCUCUGCACACCUUGGCAAUAGA
Messenger RNA from Sinocyclocheilus anshuiensis, 419 nucleotides. Its product is annotated as transportin-3-like. The record is from RefSeq and is a predicted model, not a curated record. Gene Ontology annotation, cellular component: cytoplasm. The annotation marks the transcript as partial. Lineage: Eukaryota; Metazoa; Chordata; Actinopteri; Cypriniformes; Cyprinidae. Gene Ontology annotation, biological process: protein import into nucleus. The transcript has 2 exons.